Molecule: messenger RNA, 2579 nt
Organism: Trifolium pratense (red clover)
Lineage: Eukaryota; Viridiplantae; Streptophyta; Magnoliopsida; Fabales; Fabaceae
Product: vacuolar cation/proton exchanger 3-like
Exons: 12
Coding region: 956-2353 (465 amino acids)
Biological process (GO): intracellular calcium ion homeostasis; calcium ion transmembrane transport
Cellular component (GO): plant-type vacuole membrane
Molecular function (GO): calcium:proton antiporter activity
Source: RefSeq, a predicted model, not a curated record
GGACGAAAGUUGGUGAAAGUCACCUGCUGUUCCCGCGCGAAUGCAGAGGAACCGCAUCUACUUUUUUUCCUCUGUUGAAUUUUCCUGAGAAAAUUACAUAAUUUUCUUCCGUUAUUCAAUUCGUUUACCGUUUCCUUUUUCUCUUCUCUCCUUCCGAUCCAUAUAAACUUUUCACCAAUUUCUUUCUCUCAAAUUCAUUCGCAUAAUUUGUUUCUCGAUCGAUUUAUUUCACCGAUUCAUCAUCUUUUUCGAUUUCAUUUCUGAUUGAGUUCGUGAUCUGGUUUCACUCAUUUCUGCAUAUUGUUUGCAGAUUGAUUCGUUCUGGUACAUUGAUUUUCCUCUUUUUUUUCCAAUUUCCUUGGCUUAUACUUACUUCUAUUUGUAUGCAAUUGUGAGAAUUGAUGAUAAGUUUCAUCAAUGGUUUCUAGUUAACUGAAGAAAAUUGAUUUGCAUUUCAGAUUCUAUCAUGAACAUAUAAACUCUCUGUACAAAAAAUUUUGUUGAUUUCUGCAUUGUUAGUGAUUAGCUUUAUUGGCCUGUUUGUGAGAUUUUGUCCAUGGUGGUUAAGUCUUCAUAUGAGCUUCUACCAUGGAUGGUUAAGCAUUGUUCUUGUGUGUUUUGUACUCUUUAUGGUUAAGUUUGUUGCCUUAUUUGGUCUUUUUGGCUAGCUUGUGCCCUAUGGUGGUUAACUUUUAUCGCGUCUGUUAAGUGGUUAAGCCUUGAGUUAUGGUUUCUGGUUUCCUUUAUGACUUUGAUUUCGACUGAUAUAUUCCCGGUAUCUCUCAUAUUUUAGAAGUUUUCGAUUCCACGGUUACUAUAUAUGAUAUAUAAUUAUACAAAUUCAUGAACAAAUUAAUACAUGCACAAGAGAUAGUAGCUAUAGCAAGUGAGACAAGUAUACACAACACUUUCACUUUUUGUAGUUUUAAGAUUUUGUCCUCAUUUUGCAACAAAAAUGGAUUCUCGCCAAAUAACACAAGAACAACAACCAUGGCUUUUGGAGAAUGGUGACCCAAAGCGCUUGACCAAGGAAGCAAGACAUGGACAUGGACGGAGCCGAAAUGUGCAUAACCUUUCUACGUCUUCGUUGCGCAAGAGAUCUGGUUAUACUCUCCUGUCGAAGGAUCACCGUGCUUGCCUUCAGACUGUCUUGGUUAACAUCCAAGAGGUUAUUCUUGGUACCAAGCUGUCCAUUCUCUUCCCUGCCAUUCCUGCUGCUAUCCUUGCUCAUUACUUUGGCCUAGGAAGAGCAUGGAUUUUCAUUCUGAGCUUACUUGGCCUCACUCCACUUGCAGAACGUGUGAGCUUCCUUACAGAACAAAUUGCCUUCUUCACUGGUCCUACAGUUGGAGGACUUCUUAAUGCAACAUGUGGGAAUAUUACUGAGCUGAUAAUAGCAAUAUUUGCUCUUAGCAACAACCAAAUUGCUGUGGUCAAGUAUUCUCUUUUAGGCUCCAUCCUUUCAAACCUUCUUCUUGUUCUUGGAACCUCUCUUCUUUGUGGUGGCAUUGCAAACCUUGGAGUCGAGCAAAAAUAUGACAGAAGACAAGCAGAUGUGAAUUCACUGAUGCUUCUAUUGGCAUUAUUAUGCCAUUCGCUUCCAUUGCUAUUCACAUACAGUGCUGCAUCACCUGAACUCACAGUAGAACCCACACUCUACUUGUCAAGAACUGCCAGCAUCGUGAUGUUGGGUGCAUAUGUUGUUUAUUUGGUCUUUCAACUAUGGACUCAUAGGCAAUUUUUUGAAGCUGAAGAUGUAUGGCAAUUUUUGGAAGCUGAAGAUGAAGGUUUAGGUGAGAACAAUGAGGCAGAAGAAGAGGCUGUGAUUGGAUUUUGGAGUGCAUUUGCUUGGUUGGCUGGAAUGACUGUGUUCAUUGCUUUGUUGUCUGAAUAUGUGGUGGAUACAAUUGAGGAUGCAUCAGAUUCAUGGGGUUUGUCUGUCAGUUUCCUAAGCAUAAUCUUGCUACCAAUAGUUGGUAAUGCAGCUGAACAUGCUGGAGCAAUCAUUUUUGCUUUCAAGAACAAGCUGGACAUUUCUUUAGGUGUUGCAUUGGGCUCUGCUACUCAAAUUGCAAUGUUUGUGGUUCCACUCUGUGAAAUUGUUGCUUGGAUAAUGGGUGUGAAAAUGGACUUGAACUUCAACAUCCUUGAGACAGGUUCUCUUGCUUUGGCAAUUAUUGUCACGGCCUUCACUUUACAGGAUGGUACUUCCCACUACUUGAAAGGCCUUAUUCUCCUACUUUGCUACUUUGUUAUUGGUGCUUGUUUCUUUGUGCAAAGAACACCCAUUAACCACAAUGAUGUUCCUAACUUUACUCUUAAAUUAGUCACUGAUUCAGUUUUAAGCACCUAAUAGGCUUUGGCCUUUUUUGGUUCCUUCCAUAAAUGAAGGAUGGUAGCAUAUAUCCAAAUUCAAAUGCAGAUUCAAUACAUUAGUUAUUGGUUCAUUCCAAUCAUUGUCACAUCCAGAUAGGAGGGAAGAAAAAGUUUGCAGUUGCAGUGGCUUUGUAAUUUUAUUGCAAGCUUUGUGAAUUUUACUGGAUAUAUAUAUAUCAAAUAAAAUGGAAUUUGUUCUCAUA